ACUCGGGUGUAACGGUCAGGUGGGUCUGUCAGUCUGUGGAGCAACGUUUGUGAAACGAUGGAUUAUAUCCGAUCAGCUGGCGGACUUCUCUGAACAAAAACAACUAUGUGGAAGCGUCUCCGGAGGGACGGACGGAAGCCAGAAUAGAGCAAAAUUACCGAGUUUACGAGUUCUAAUCCUUCCUUCAAUUUUCAAACAACUCACAUCUUUCCUCUGCAACAUUUUUGACCUCUAAGCUCUAUUCCCUCUGCUUAAAUCUUUUCCUGUCCCCCAACCCCUGCCCUUUCCUCUUCUCCAUCUCCUCGCCCUCUCUGUCCUCAUGUCCGUAUCUAUGAGGAACCCACCCCAACGCCGGCGCUCUCUGGGUCCAGUCUCACCCAAACGAAUCUACAGGAACCUCUCCGUCAGACUGAGGGGAGGAGAGUCCUCGGUAGCAGCGGAGGUGGAUCCACCCAAGCACACCACCAAGCCUGCAGAAGCUUACAAGACCCUGUGGGAGGCAGUGGAAAAUGAGGACACUUUGGCUGUGCAAAGCCUUUUGUCCAAAGAUCAUGGCAGCUCUGGAGGAGGAGGAACAAGCUUGUGGGAGAGAGGAGAGAAGAAAGAGAAGGACUGGGAGAAAGAUAAAGAAAAAGGGGUGAACAGAGUGAGCGAACAGGGUUUGGUUCCAUUGGAUGUGGCAGCACUUACCCACAACUCCCCUCUUCUACAUGUGCUGACAAAGGCAGGAGCCAGACAUAACCCUAUUUUGUGCCGGCCAGUAGACUGGGGGCUCAAGCUGGAUUCCCUGGUGGAUCUGGCAAGUAAACGAGUGGAGGAGAGGAAGCUGGAGUUGGCCAGAAAAACAGGAGCGGGCCCCCAGGCACAGGCUGAGGUCCAGAGACAGGCUCGCCUCUGGAGACUCCGGCUGCAGCUGUACUGCCGGAUGAGAGAGAACUUCCAGAACACAGAGCUCCCAGGCCCUCCCAGUCAUGUGUCUUUAUUGGUAACCAGCAGUUCAUCUCUAUGCGUGGUGAUCAAGGAGCCAGAGGGUAACAACACCAUGGGGCUUAUCACCCGUUAUAAAGUGGAGUGGAGCACCUCGGCCGGCUUCAAACGCAUCCUGGGUACAGCACAGGUUACAGAGACAAGGAAUCCCUCCUAUAUCAUCAAUGGCGUGACAGCAGGAGUGCAUUACUACGUGAGAGCAAGCGCCUAUAAUGUGAAGGGAUGGGGCCCGCCUCAGUGCUCCACUCCGGUCAGCGCUGCCCCCUCUAGCUGGAGAGAGUGCGUUGGUGUAAAGUCCCUGCUCAGGAACCAUGAAAGCCUUGUGAGGAAACUGCUGGAAGAUGCCAAAGAAUCCCACUACAAAGGAUAUUAUAUUGAUAGCUCGAAGUCUCUGAGCCCCAGCAAGCGCCUGUCAAUGUCUCGAGGCAUCAAACAACUUUUCCAGUCAGCCACCAAGUUUGUUCGCCUUCUUCAAAGGGGUGUGUACUUGGCAACUAUUUUCUACCACAAAGACAAAGUCCUGGUAACCGCUGAGGAUCAGAUCCCACUGGUGGAGAUCCAGUGCUGCUCUACCUCCAUACCUCAAGACUUCCUUUGGUUUGCAAAGCUGUCCUGCGCAUGGCAGCAGGUGCCCUGGCUUCAGCAGGGCCUCUCCUCUGCACACUCCUCUCCCUCCUCCCUCCUUCAGAACCGGCACAACAUCUUAAGAGCUGUGUCUCAGCUGCAGUCUUGUCUAGGAACGAUGGACCUGGGCCAGGUGUAUUAUGAACCACUGAAAGACAGGCAGGGCAAUGUUCUGAUAGUGACGCUGAGGGAGUUCCCAAAUCCCCCAUCAGGUCCCCCAGACCCUCCUUUCCACUGGAUUCCCCUGGACCGACUGGAGAAGAACCGCAGCAGAACGCCUCUGCUGCCUGAGCCCACUGCCAUGGAUACGCUCUAUGAGCAGCUGAAGGACAAACUUUCCUUCCACAGGCACAGCAUUCAGUGGACCCAGCCUGGUCUGUAUGUGGGCAUCCUAAAACUGUGCAGCUCUGUGGACCAGAUCAGGGUCCUGGUGCCUCAGAGGCUGCCCAAUCUGCUCUGCCACACAAGAGUCCGACACAAUCCCCAUGUAACCAGAGAGGAGUGGACUUGGCUCCAGAGUCAUGUUUACACUGCACACAGCGGCGGCGCUCAGAACCUGAGCAGUGAGGAUGAGAGCUCGGCAGAGAGCAGCGGUGUGGUGGAGUUUGUCAGGGCUCUGAGAGCUGCAGUCACACAGCUCCUGACAAAGCUCAACAUUCCCCUCUACAGGGCCUACCAAUAUGGCGUGUACACGCGGGAGCUGCUGCAGUUUGGUGGAAAGGUGUCCAUGCUGUUGCUUCUGCCUCCCAGUGAGGACUUCAGCUCCAGUUACUGGCCUCUGGUGGGAACCAAAGAGCUGGGCCUCACCAUGCCUCUGCAGAUCUUUGAACUGGUUCACUUCUGGACAUAUGAGCGGGAAUUUGUGUGUCAGUACUGCCAGGCGUGGGUAAGGCUGGAGCUGGACACCCAUCUGGCCCAGCAGGCUCUGCGUGAGGCACUGGACACCAAGGAGGUGCAGGAGGCCCGGGAGCGGCUCAACAACAUCACUGACCUUUCUCGUCGUUUGGAGAUGUUGUGGAGGGAUGCCCGUUGGAUAAUGGACUGCCUGCAGUGUGUGCGCUCCAAGCAGUGGGUGGGAGCGGUGCCAUUAGGCCUGGUGAUGGGUGGAGACCCACCCCCUCGUCCUGAUGGGGAGGAGGAGGAAGACAGUCUGACUGCCAGGUUAAAAUGGCCAACACGAAUCCAAACACAGAGAUCUAUGUCAGGUUCGGCCAAUGUUCCCUUACCGGUUACCGCCACGGUCUCCCCUCCACAGGGAAUCCCAGCUGCCCCUCGGGAUGCUUCGCUCAUGUUGAUGGAAGGUGUCGUGAAGGGCGGUUACCCCGUUGACAUCAACGCUCAGUCGACAGUUGACCUGGCCAGCAUUGGGCUGCCGGAGGACGGAUACACCGGCGCUUUAACGGAGUCUGAACUCAACUCUGCAGCUGUGGCACAGCUGGAAGCCACGGUGUUGGACAACAUGGACUUCCCCCCCAGCAUAACGGACGUCCUCAGGCCGAUGGAGAUGGCAGAGCUGGUGGACAUCUUGCCUACGCUGAGUCUGAUUGAGGAGGAGAACACCAGCGCUCCAUCCACGCCGUCUGUCAUGGACAUGCUAGAGAACUUUGCUCUCGGUGUCGGGGAGGAAAACAACCACUUUAUCUUUGAGGCCUCCAGCCUGCUGAGCGAGGGUGGAGCGGCGUCAGAGCCAGACGAUGUGAAUGAGACGUACUGUGAGGACGUUGUACUAAAUGGAGGGGAAGUUGCAUCUUCUUGUUCCACUGUAAGGGCCUCAGAAAUCCACACCCCACUGUGUGACUUACCUCUAAAUGAUGCAAAGACAAAGGAGGCUCCAAGUAGGGGGGGAUCCCUUCCAGUGAGGAGCCUGGUAGAGUGGGACAGACCCUCCACCAGUUCUUCAUGACAUUAAACUGUCAUUUCCAACUUUCUGUCACACUUCAGCAAUCAGCAAAGCAGUGGAAAAUACCCACUUCUUUUCACUGUAUUCAUCAUAGUAGAUAAUAAAUGGAGGAUGUCUUGUGAGAAGAAUAUCCAGCCUCAUCGGUGACACUCCAGAAGCCAGGCCUGUUUUUGCACACCCCUAAACCCUUCAUUUCUAGUUUUUUUCAGCAUAUAGAUUUGUGCUCAUGAGUUUCCAUUCUGAAUAUGGAAAUGAUAAAAUAUUACAAAAACUUCCCACUAGCUUUGGGUUGAUCAAGUCAUUUAGUAUCAGGCAGUUGUGUUUGAAACUUCCUGGGUGCCCCUGCUAAGGUGUAAUUUACCUUAUGCAGCGUGUUGCCCCAUUUUCAACACCAACGGAACCAAAAGCAGCUUGAACUUCUGCUCUGGGUUCUAUCAGCUGCAUUAAAUCCCAAAGGCAUCCUCUGAUGUUUAUCUCUGUGGUGUAAGCGGGCUUUAUUCAUGCAAAGCCUUUUUUCUUGGUAUUCAAAUCAGCGGCCAUUUUUACCAGAACUGCCUCCUCACUGUGCAUCUUGAAACAGCCACACUACAGUUUGGCUGUGUGAAGAUGCACUCCUUAAUUAGAAAUCAGAGUCUAAAUAGCUUUUUUUUUUGAAUAUAUUUGAGAUAUCUUUCCUGUUUUAUAUGGAAAAAAAUAAUGCAACCACUUUUGGCAUUUACUUAAUCACAUUUUGUUAUAUAAACACAGUUGUUUGUAACUAUGAUUAAGUAAAUGCCAAAAGUAGUUCCGUUUUGCUUCUAAUAAUCAUUAUCUACACCAGAGCAUCAUUGGAUACAACCAUAGGUGACAGAAAAGGUUUAGCUUUUUAAUUUAUGGUAAUUCAUGGUAUGUUAACUUAUGAGCACUAGUCCUAAAUGUCAAAUGUAAAAAGGUAAUAAUAAUAAUAAGUUAUUGUUGUAGUAAUGACUUGAAUAUAACUUGCUCACUACAAGACAAAGCCCUAUUGGUGCUUUUCUGAGCUGUGUACAAACUCUUCAGAUUCAGUCAAAUAAAUGAGUUUCUUUUGGUUUUUAAGAGAAA
Messenger RNA from Cyprinodon variegatus (sheepshead minnow), 4591 nucleotides. RefSeq names its product ankyrin repeat and fibronectin type-III domain-containing protein 1-like. Gene Ontology annotation, biological process: regulation of establishment of bipolar cell polarity; establishment of mitotic spindle orientation. Gene Ontology annotation, cellular component: spindle. The record is from RefSeq and is a predicted model, not a curated record. Lineage: Eukaryota; Metazoa; Chordata; Actinopteri; Cyprinodontiformes; Cyprinodontidae. Bases 320 to 3514 code for a protein of 1064 amino acids. The transcript has 19 exons. Gene Ontology annotation, molecular function: protein binding.